Papilio machaon (common yellow swallowtail) is the source of this 1147-nucleotide messenger RNA. Its product is annotated as dnaJ homolog subfamily C member 28. Lineage: Eukaryota; Metazoa; Arthropoda; Insecta; Lepidoptera; Papilionidae. The record is from RefSeq and is a predicted model, not a curated record. The coding region runs from base 44 to 1147 and encodes 367 amino acids. The transcript has 4 exons.
GAGACACAGUGUAUACAAUAAAUAUAAGAUCAAACAAACAACAAUGAAUAAAACGUUGUUACAAAGUUACUACCUAAAAACGACUUCACUUUAUUACUGUCCUCGUCGAAGAAUUGAAACUAUUUCCAAACAGAAUAUUGAAAAUAGUUAUAAAGUACUUAACUUACCACUUAAUUCAAAACAAGAGGAUGUUCGUAAUGCAUUUCUUGAGCUAGCUAAGAAGUAUCAUCCAGACUCAGGGUCUCCAGAUGCAAAUAUUGAGAAGUUUGUUGCUAUAGAGAAUGCAUUCAGAUUGUUGUCAAAACAUAACACCGGAGUCAGCAAUAGCAAGGAAGUGGAGAAAAUUGUGCAUGAUGUCAAACACACAGCACCUCAACAUCGUCAGUACCUAAGCUUUGAAGGUGUAGGUUAUGGAACUCCCUUCCAAAGACAGAAACAGUGGCAACAAGCAAGAGCACAGAAAGCUGCUGCUAAUGUAAUGGAACAUCGUAUCUCUAAAGCUGUAGCUUCCGAUAAGGCACUACUAAAAAAGGAAAGCUACAGUAAGAAACAUGAUAUCAAAACUAAAUACGGUUUUGAUAGAUUGGUUGAGGAUUUAAUACAAGAGUCAAUAUCGAAAGGAGAGUUUGAGAAUUUAAGUGGUAAGGGAAAACCGUUGAAAGAUCAGAAUACAAACCCAUAUGUUGAUUUUACUACUCAUAAAUUGAAUGAGGUGUUAAUAAACAAUGGUUUUACACCAGAAUGGAUAACAAUGAGAAAAGAGAUAGAUCAAGAUAUUGAUGCUUUAAAGGAGGAAAUAAAAAAGGAUAGAAUGUACUUAGGUCCAUAUCCAUUGAGUGACGAAGACGGAAUUAAAUGGGAGAAAAUAUAUAAAAGUAAUAAAAAUUUAGCCGAUUCUAUCAAUAUAAAAAUCAACACAUACAAUUUGAUAGUUCCAAUGAUAAACAAACAGAAGUUUCAUAUUGAAUUUGAUAGAAUUUGUGAAGACAUAUUGAAGAAUGGUGAACAUUCUGUUAUAAAUAAACAAUCUCAAGAUCAGAUUGUGAUAAAGGAACCGGAAAAUGACAAUGGCGAUAUAAUAGGCAUUUUAUUUAAUGCUUUCGGUGAAUUGUUAACAUUUAAUAAAGAAAAAAAAGAAAAAUGUUGA